Messenger RNA from Cryptomeria japonica (Japanese cedar), 2778 nucleotides. Its product is annotated as serine/threonine-protein kinase haspin homolog. The coding region runs from base 153 to 2396 and encodes 747 amino acids. Lineage: Eukaryota; Viridiplantae; Streptophyta; Pinopsida; Cupressales; Cupressaceae. Gene Ontology annotation, molecular function: histone H3T3 kinase activity; ATP binding. The record is from RefSeq and is a predicted model, not a curated record. Gene Ontology annotation, biological process: protein phosphorylation; mitotic cell cycle; intracellular signal transduction. Gene Ontology annotation, cellular component: cytoplasm; nucleus. The transcript is spliced from 16 exons.
CGCGAGCUCCAUUCCCCCCCGGUAUAUUUCCAAAAUAGUAGAUGACAUAUGGACUGUCUGGGAGUUGAGCAUCCGCGGCCUGUAAUUUGAGCCCCAAUAGGCAAUUCUUUUGCAUAUGCGUCUGGUUUAAUUUCAUAUAGUGGCCGGCAUUUAUGGGCAGCCAGCGAGGAGUGCCCGGUGUGAGAUGGAGCGACAUUGUAGGCGAGGAUGAUCACCCGACUGCGGUAUACACGCGUAAGGGAGGAUCUCAAAACAACAAGGAGAAGCAGAAGCAUCCCCAAAACGAUAGAGAUGGUAAUGGCGAUACUCGGCCUCCUGCUACUGCGCGGAAUACUCGCAGGCAAAGUUGGAUUUGCCGAGCGCUGUCUUCUAGAGGAAGCAAGAGCAUUGCAUCUCAUGUUACACAGGAUGAACGUACAAACAAACGGAGGAAAUCUAAGAAGAAAGGCCAAUCUAGAGUUUCAAAUAAAAGGAUGGAAAUCCCUCCAAUUGAUUUUAUUGAGGAAAAAAAAUCUUACUUUAAAGAUGUUGAUUCUUUUGAGUUGGACGAAGAGGAGGGCCCAUCACCUGUGCAAGCAAUUUGCCCAAGAUUGGUAGCUCCAAGCAAAUUGGAUCCAUUGCAGAGUUUGGUUAAGGGUCUUGAUGUUGUAUGGGAAGAGUCUGGAGGUGAAUCUUUUUCACACAAUUCAGAUGGUGAACUCAGCAAUUGUUCAGAUUUGAUUUCCCUUAUACUUAACACUCCUUCCGCUUUAUCUCAGUCCUCCGCAUCUUCAGAUAUUUUGAUAUCAUCAGAUGGAUUUUCAUUCCAUAAGGUUAAACCUUCAAAGCAACCUCCACCUGAAGUAUCAGAUGAUGUUUCAAUCUAUAAGAUUAAAUCUUCAAGGCACGUAUCUUUGAAAGAGUCAAAUGAAAAUCAAGAUGCAACUGCUGAAUGCCCUGAUAGGGGGGACGUCAUUCAAGAACCUGUGAACACCCAUUCGACAGUUCAAGAGAAUAGAAAUAAGUCUUCAUUGUCUGAUGCAAGUUACAUCUCAGAGGCUUUUGGCAAAAUGGAGAUAAUUGGCGUGCAGAAAUCUCAGAACGUUGAGUACACAAAAGUAGAAGGUAAAUAUGUGGAAGAGAAUGAUGAAGCUGGAGUCUCAAACAUUGAAGAUCCCUUUUCACUAUUGACUUCAGAAGAAGAUGAACCUUAUGAGAUGCCAGCUUUGGGAAAAAUACUUCAAAUUUGCGGGCAGACAAGGCCAAUUAGACUUUUUGAAGCAUGCUCUGAAUUUUGGAGGAGAAAGGUGAGUUGUGAAGAGAAACAAGGGUUCAUUGAAGGAAAACCAACAAGGAGGAAGCUCACGAUUUCAUCCAUAAAUCACAUGGGGGCUGCAUUAUACUUUCAUUUGGUGCAUCAAGAGUUGGAAAGGAAGAUUUGCAUCUCAUUUCAAGCUUGUUGUAAGAGUGAUGCAAACAAUAUUAUUAAAAUUGGCGAAGGGACAUUUGGAGAAGCUUUCAAAGGAGGUGGAAAUGUAUUUAAAAUUGUACCGUUCGAUGGAGACUUUUUGGUGAAUGGAGAAGCCCAGAAAACUUGUGCUGAACUUGUUACUGAGGUAUCACUUUCCAAAACACUGAAUUGUCUACGUAGUGCACAAGACAGGACUGCUAACAAUAAUACUUGUAUGAACUUCAUAGAAACAAAAGCAAUAAGGGUUUGUGAAGGUACAUAUGAUGCUUUUCUAGUGAAUGCAUGGGAGGAUUGGGAUGAAAAGCACACAUCAGAAAAUGACCAUCCUAUGGCAUUUCCUGAAAAGCAGUUGUAUGCAACAUUCAUUUUAGCAGAUGGAGGGCAGGACCUCGAGAGUUUUGUGCUUUUAGACUUUGAUGAAGCUCGAAGCUUGCUGAUGCAGGUAACAAGUUCUCUAGCUAUAGCAGAAGCAGCUUGCGAGUUUGAACACAGAGAUUUGCACUGGGGUAAUAUUCUUCUAAAUCGGGACCAAAGGAAGACAAUAGAAUUCAUUCUCCAAGGGAAAAGAAUGGAAGCACAAACCUUUGGCUUGACAAUAGCCAUUAUUGACUUCACAUUGUCUAGAAUCAAUACAGGAAAUCAAGUUCUAUAUUUUGACUUAUCAUCAGACCCUGCUUUGUUUGAGGGUCCAAAACGAAACACACAGUCUGAAACAUAUCGGAGGAUGUUGAAUGUGACUAAGGGAAAUUGGGAGGGAAGGUAUCCUAAAACGAAUUCCUUGUGGCUUCACUAUAUAGCAGACACUUUGCUCACCAAGAAAGUUUUUAGAUGUUCUCCAAAAGAUAAACGAUCUCUGCAAGCUUUUAGGAAACGGUUACUCAUGUAUGAUUCAGCAGAAGCUGCUCUCUCGGAUGCCUUCUUUGAUGGAAUGUGGGUUGAAAAUUGAUUUAACAAACAUUUAAGAAAAGUCAAUAUUAUCUACAGAUUGUAGAUUUGUACACUUUUUCCCAAGACAAAUUAUCAGAGCAAUGAUGGUGAGAUGAGUUUUAAGAGGCAACUCUAAAGCAAUUGUGUCAUCUUAGGGUUGUAAACAUAUAGUCGAUCAAGAGGUUUGAUCGAUCGUGCCAUUUUACAAUAUUGUAAAACAUUUAGGGGAGAGGGCCCUAUACGUGUGCAUCCUAGCUUCACGCUUUUCAAUUAUCUAUCUGGGUAUUUCAAAGUACUCUCAAUUAUGUACAUCAGUUGGUUUCUCAAGUUUCCUAUUUUAAAAAUUGUUUUUAAGUCCACAUGGUCAAAUAUGAUGCUACAUCAGCAUGCAUUUUUGUGAA